ACAACAUUUUGGGCAAAAUUUUUAAUAUAAUUUUUUGGGGCAAAAGAAACAAUUCAUAAAUUUAUUUUCUGGAAAAAUCCAAUCUUCCCGAUUAGUAACAGAGAAAGCGUUCGCGACCAAACCAUUUAGUGCAGAUCUGCAGUGGAAGUACAGUCUCACAGCGAAUCGUUGAAAUUCGCGCUCUAAUUGUCCGUUUCAGUUCUCCGGCCGAACACAGGAAGAUGUGCGGUAGGGCUCGCUGUACUUUGAGACCUGACGAUGUCCCCAGGGCUUCUCACCGCCAUGGCGUUCGUACCCGUUUUCUCCACCUCGACCGUUAUCGUUCUUCUUACAAUGUUGCUCCGGGAUCUUAUAUGCCGGUUCUACGGACAGACAAUGAUGGUGUUGCUGUCCACUGUAUGAAGUGGGGAUUAGUCCCUGCUUUCACUAAGAAAACUGAUAAGCCUGACUUCUUCAAAAUGUUUAAUGCUCGCUCUGAAUCGGUAGCUGAGAAAGCGUCUUUUCGUCGGUUGCUUCCAAAGAAUAGGUGUCUUGUUGCAGUUGAUGGGUUUUAUGAGUGGAAGAAGGAAGGUUCAAAAAAGCAACCCUACUACAUCCAUUUUAAGGAUGGGAGGCCUCUAGUUUUUGCUGCUCUUUUCGAUUCUUGGCAGAACUCAGAAGGUGAGACACUUUACACCUUUACGAUUUUGACAACCUCUUCCUCGUCUGCCUUACAGUGGCUCCAUGAUAGAAUGCCAGUAAUUCUCGGUGUCAAGGAAUCAGUCGACACAUGGUUAGAUGAUCCCUCAAUGUCGAAACUGAAGCCAUUACUUACACCAUAUGAAAACUCGGAUUUGGUAUGGUAUCCAGUAACCUCUGCAAUUGGUAAACUAUCUUUUGAUGGACCAGAGUGUAUUCAACAGUUACCCGUAAAGGCUUCACAAAACAGCUUGAUCUCGAAGUUUUUCUUAGCAAAGCAGCCGAAAACAGAUGAAGGAGACAAAGAAACCAAGGCGACAGAUUCAAACAUCUCAGUUGAUUUGAAAGAGGAACCUAUGGUUGAAAGUUAUAAAGGGGAUGUAUUUUCUGACAGCAACAAGAAAGCUGAAGAAGUAGAUGAGGAAAAAGAUAUAUCGAAUGAAGCCCAAAAUCUAGGUUUUCAUAAGAGUGUGAAAGCAGAACCAUUUAUUGAAGAUAGCUCAGCUGUUGCAUCACAUCUCGAAUCUGUAAAGAAUGAAGUUGAGGAGGAUACAAGUGAAGAAGAUAAAUCCAUUAAGACUGGUCUUACUAAAGUAAUAGAUGAGAGCAAUGCUAGCAUACCGGCUGAGUCCGAGAACCAGCUUGACGAAUCGAAUCAGCUUGAGCUCCAGCAUGAGGCUGUUCAAGACAAACAAGGAAGUGAAAACGAGAAGGAAGGUGGCUUAGAGUUUAGGGAAACGUCUUCAGGAAAAAGUGGGACGAAGAGAGACUAUGGGUUAUUCUCAGCUCAAGAAAAGCCAUGGAAUCAAUCUGAGAGGUUGCAAGAUGUUAGAAGCCGUGGGAAACAUGGAAAGGGGAAGUCUAACAUCAAGAAAUCUAAGGAAACGCAGUCUACAUUACAUUUCUUUUUCGAUGAGAAAUAGUUCGUGUCUACAUAACAUCGAUGAAGACCAUGUUGUGGGUAAUUUGGUUGUAAGGAUCCGUCGAUGUUUGUAUAUGUAGUAUGUUGUGCUCGAUCCCUGAAAAGCUAGUAGUAGUAGGAACUUGAUAGCCAAUAUUUUUCCUUUUGUUUUCAAAAAUUUGGUUUUUAGUGUAUUUGGCGGAUUGUGAUGGCACUCUUAGUCUAUAUUAUUUUACUCCCUUUGUUGGGUAUGUAUAUAUUAGUGAUAAAAAGAAUAUUUAUCAAGAAAAUUUUAUUUACAAA
Molecule: messenger RNA, 1882 nt
Organism: Thlaspi arvense
Lineage: Eukaryota; Viridiplantae; Streptophyta; Magnoliopsida; Brassicales; Brassicaceae
Source: the annotation of a GenBank genome assembly